This is a messenger RNA of Danaus plexippus (monarch butterfly), 3134 nucleotides long. Its product is annotated as oocyte zinc finger protein XlCOF6-like. Gene Ontology annotation, molecular function: RNA polymerase II cis-regulatory region sequence-specific DNA binding; DNA-binding transcription factor activity; zinc ion binding. Gene Ontology annotation, cellular component: nucleus. Gene Ontology annotation, biological process: regulation of transcription by RNA polymerase II. The transcript has 13 exons. The record is from RefSeq and is a predicted model, not a curated record. Lineage: Eukaryota; Metazoa; Arthropoda; Insecta; Lepidoptera; Nymphalidae. The coding region runs from base 563 to 2890 and encodes 775 amino acids.
UUUGCUGGUAUACCAAACAGUCUAUGCAAUAUAGAUUUAAUUUUGUGUUUAACUUUUUAUAUCUGUCUCUGUCUGACAAAUCUGUGAUACUGACUGCUAGUAUAAUAAACGUUAAAGACUAUUUUUUACCAAAUAAUUCUAUGAUAUAUUACUUUUACUUAUGACAUCAAAAGUUAUUUUGGUCAUUUACACAAAUAAAGUUUAAGUUCAAUAAACAUAUUCCGUAUAUUGAAAAUAUGUUGCGUCACAUCUACUAUCUCUUUUCAUCGUGUGCCAUGGACGUUCGGAUGACAUUAUGCCCCACUAGAACGCCCGCUGGCUGGCUGUAAUCAUUUAAAAUUAUAAAGCUAUGUCUGUCUUUGUUGCGUACAUACAUUUCAAGAAGGGACGAAAAUGUGUCGUGGUAUAUGACAAAAUGUAAAAUUCGAUCAAAUCUGUGAUAGAAGAGAAUAUAUCGAUUAGAAGUGUUCGAAAAAAAUAAUAACCGAGUGAUUUACAUUGCAAGUAUAUAUGUGAGUGGUGAACAACAAGGACGAAUACAUCUGGAUAGCUGCCUUUCAAAAUGGCUGCCGCUAUUAAAACGCAAAAGUACAACUUUGAGAAGAUAUGUCGCGCUUGUUUGCAGAUAAAGAAAGAUAUGAGACCAUUGUUCGAACAGCUCACAGCUACCAUGUUGAUGGGCAUAUCAAAAGUGCAGGUGUCUGUGGGCGACGGUCUUCCGUCCCAGUUGUGUCUGCAAUGCGUGCAUCAGAUCUCAAGGUGUCACGCCUUCAAGGAUCUGGUGGAGAGGAACGACGUGGUCCUCCGCGAACAGGCGAAAGCAAUGGCUGAAGAGACGCUCAAGAAGGAUGAGGUGCUCGCGGAAACGAACCAGUACAUCCAGUUUAUAGAAGUGCCGAGCCUGAACAACACCGCCAGCCAAUUACUGGACAGCUUCUUCCCCGAGACCUCCAACGACACCAACGUCACGCAGGAGAUAUUGAAUAAGGACGACUUCGACGUUGACAAGCUGGAACCUUCCAGUGCAGUGGCCAAGGCGGAGGAGGCGUUGAAUUCAGACGAGGAGAACUAUCUCCAGAUGGUUGUAUUCCAAGCCACUUCAUCAGUGGCCCCGUUCAGACACGUCUGCAAUCUCUGUCAGAAAGAGUUCAAAUACGCCAAGUGGCUGAAGAUGCACAUGCUAUCUCACUCUAACUGGAUCAAAGCGAACUGCAAGAAGCCGCCGAUGUGUCACAUAUGCGAGAGAACGUUCAAGGGUCCAGGGAUGUUGAAGAUGCACAUGAGGACCCACGAACAGCGACCUCCCAAACAGCCGACGUGUUCCGUCUGCCAGAGGACCUUCCCCACCAAGACCUUACUGUAUAGACACAGGCAGACACACUUCGAACAGAAGACACACCAGUGCACGGUUUGCGAGAAGCGGUUCUUCAGCGGGUACGCCCUGAGGUCACAUAUGGCAAGGCACAGAGGAGAACGGCCGUACAUCUGCUCUAUAUGCCUCAAGAGCUUCUACAACCCCACUGAUCUGAAGGUUCACUUCCGCCUGCACACCGGCGAGAAGCCGCUCAAGUGUUCCGAAUGUAACAAAACGUUUAGGCGUCACUCUACUUUGUGCCAGCACAUGAAGAAGCACAGAGGCAUCAGGAACCACGUGUGCAACAUAUGUAGCAAGGCCUUCUACGAGGUGUCCAAACUGAACGCCCACAUGAGAGUUCAUACCGGCGAGCGUCCGUUCGAGUGUCAGUUCUGUUCGCGUAAGUUCGCCCAGCAGUCAGCUCUGAUCUAUCACAAACGGACCCACACAGGGGAGAAGCCUUACGCGUGUAAGGCGUGCCCCGCCAGGUUCACCACCUCCUCCUCGAGGAACAACCACAUGAUGACGCACACCGGCAAUAAGAAGUUCGUGUGUCCAGUGUGUUUCAAAGGCUGCACGUCUCGGUCGGAGCUGCGAGUGCAUUCGAGCAAGCACACGGGGGAGAAACUGUUCGCGUGUGAGAUCUGCUCUCAGAGGUUCAGCUCGCCCUCCUACCUCGCUGUGCACAGACGGACGCACACGGGAGAGAAGAGAUAUCAGUGCACUGAAUGUGGAAAAGGUUUCGUGGAGUGCACCUCAUACAAGAAACAUAUGAAGACUCACGCGAAGGACAAACCGCAGAAUGAAGAGACGAAGACGCAAAACAACCAGGAGGAAGCAGCCAAGCUGCAGGAAACGAGCUUGGAGAUAGCUGAAGAAGAGAAGAAAGAAGACAAAGAUGUUACAGCGGAAGCGGAAAUAAACCAGGACGGACAAAUAGUUAUACAAGAUGCCGGCACCCAGAAGAGAUUCAAGUGUGGGCUGUGCGUUAAGAGCUACACGUAUUUGCACAGUCUUAAGAAGCACAUGCUGAGUCAUGUGCAGAUGUGCGUGUUCAGUCCGGACGGGUCGGAGAGGAUGUACGCCUUCAAGCAGCAACAGCAACAGGAGCAGGAGAUGCAGCAGCAGCAGGUGCAGCAGGUGGUGGUGGGCGGGGUGGGGGGAGUGCAGCAGCUAGCGGUGCCCGUCCACCAGCACGUGCAGCCUCUCGUGCCGCAGAAUAACCAACACUAUCCGGUUAUAUCGUCGGUUCAGCUGCAACAGACACAUCAACAAGUUAAUACUCAACCACAACUGCAAGUGCAAACGAUUCAGAUACAUCCUCAACAUCAACCCAUACAAAUACAUGCUGUUGGUGUUCAACAAGAACAACUUCACGUGGCCACUAGCAGUUGUCAGACAAUGGUGCCCAAUAUCCUACAGUUACAGCCGGGUGCUGUCGUUUCCGGUUUGGGACAGGAACUGGGUGGUGUCCAUCGCAUCAUAUUACAGCCACCUCACGCUCACCCCCACGCCCUGUACACUAUACACCACUAGAACAUACAAACACACUAUGACUAGCUCAUAUAUAUUACAGUAAUUUAUUUUACGCUUCCAAUGACUAAAUCAUAUCAUUUAAUUAGUUCCUGUCGCAUGACCCUCACAAUUAGCAGGUUUGUGAGCAGACUUAACUGUACCUAGUGACCCAUUGUUAGUUAGGAUUAUUUAUAUGUUGAAGUUUAAGUUAAAAUUAGUUUUUAUUGUUUGUUAUUAUUUCAAGAAUAAUAAAUAUAUUUUACAA